AUGGCUCCCGAACCGACUCGUUCCGAAGAGACGACCCCUUUGUUACCCAAAUUACCUACACGAUCUAUUCAUACCACUACUGAUCACGAUGCAUUACUCUCGCGUCAAACUAUAGCUAUUCGCGUUUCUGUCAUUGUUAUUCUCUCUGUAUUACUUGUUGAAAUAGGCGAUUAUAUGCUCCAAGCACCGCUGGCUCGGACGCUUGAAGAUAUAAUAUGUCGAGAUUAUUAUUCAUCUGCUCCUCUCUCUGGAUUUAGUGAAGCGCCUCGACUUUCGAUUCCGGAAAGUCAUUGCAAGAAUGAUGUUAUCCAAGGAAAAUUGGCGAUGUUGAAAGGGUGGGAUGGAACUCUUGCUUGUAUUCCAGGUCUGAUCAUGUCGGUACCGUUUGGAGUGUUAGCGGAUAAAAUUGGGAGGAAGGCUGUGUUGUUUAUGAGUUUGAUAGGUAUAGGUCUGGGCUUGGUCUGGGUUCAGGUUAUUUGCUAUUUUGAUACCUUUUUUGAUAUAAGAUGGAUUUGGUCGGCAAAUUUAUUCACAUUGAUUGGAGGCGGCUCCGCGGUGACGAGAACUAUGUACUAUACCAUUAUCGCCGAUGUAGUCGCCGAAGAACAAAGGGCUACAGUUUUCUUUCAAAUUGUGGCAGCUUCUUUAAUAGCCACUUUAGCUGGUGUACCAUUGGCUUGGUGGCUUAUAAAAGUCUCAAGCCUAAGGGUUCCUAUGAUGGCAGCUGUUUUGUUUGUAUUGCUAGGUGCUCUACUUGUCCUUGUUCUUCCGGAAACAUUGCAUCUAAGGGAACACCUAAGUAUUUCUUCACCAGAUCCUAAUCAAGCACGAGGAGAAGCAAUGGAAGAUGAAAGUAGCUCCAGCGAUGACGAAGGGGCAAUGACAUUCUCUAAAAAGAACUGGUCGAUGCUUCUUGAAAAUUUGGAGGAAUCCCGUUUCGUUUUCACAAACCCAAAACUGCUCGCACUCUCUGCUACAUUUUUGGUCCAGUCCUUGCAUGGAAUUAUGAACCAGUUUCUUCUUCAGCUUGCCUCGAAAAGACUGGGCUGGACACUUGCUGAUGCAAGUUUUCUCAUUCCUCUCGCUUCAAUCACAAACUUUGUUCAAUUGGUACUCGUUCUCCCUGCGAUUUACGCUAUCCUGUCGAGAUUCCAUUUGCAAGCUGCUGUGAAGGAUCUGAUGGUUAGUCGAGGCUCUGCUUUGCUCAUGGCUUUGGGGGCACUCGGGCUUUCAAUAUCCCCCGCUCGAGGUCUAUUCGUCAUUUCAACGAUCAUUUUUUCUCUUGGAAUGGGUCUAUACCCAGCUAUUCGAUCUCUUCUCACUGACUUGGUGGACCCAACACAAGUCAGUCGAUUAUACGGUGUUCUCGCCGUUAUGGAUACGAUUGGCGGAAUGGUUAGUAGUCCGUUAGUAGCAGGGGCUUUCAGCUCGGGUUUAAAAAGAGGAGGAUUGUGGAGUGGAGGGGGAUUUCUAGUUGCUGCAGUUGCAUAUGCCGCCGCUGGACUUCUAACUUUGUCAGUCAGUGUAAAGAAGGAUGAGAGCACCAUUCACGAAGAUGUGAAUCGGGUAGUCGAUGAGGAACUUUAA
Botrytis sinoallii is the source of this 1587-nucleotide messenger RNA. RefSeq lists its product as uncharacterized. Gene Ontology annotation, cellular component: membrane. Gene Ontology annotation, biological process: transmembrane transport. Gene Ontology annotation, molecular function: transmembrane transporter activity. The coding region runs from base 1 to 1587 and encodes 528 amino acids. The record is from RefSeq and is a predicted model, not a curated record. NCBI's taxonomy places the organism in Eukaryota, Fungi, Ascomycota, Leotiomycetes, Helotiales, Sclerotiniaceae. The transcript is spliced from 5 exons.